Molecule: messenger RNA, 2548 nt
Organism: Ananas comosus (pineapple)
Lineage: Eukaryota; Viridiplantae; Streptophyta; Magnoliopsida; Poales; Bromeliaceae
Product: sterol 3-beta-glucosyltransferase UGT80B1
Exons: 17
Coding region: 1047-2399 (450 amino acids)
Biological process (GO): carbohydrate metabolic process
Molecular function (GO): UDP-glycosyltransferase activity; hexosyltransferase activity
Source: RefSeq, a predicted model, not a curated record
CCCCCUUUUUCGUUUUUUUUUACUCUCCAGAGUCUACCGACUCUACCCUGAUCUCCCUCCCUCUCCAACCUCCAACUUCUCCACACCCCCAACUAUUUUACCUCCCUCCCUCGCCUCCACACUCACCUCGGCCGCCACCGACGCCAUCGCACUCACCUCGUCUGCCGACUCCGCCGCCGCACUCACCUCAGUCGUUGCCUCUGCAGUCGCACUCACCCCGGCCGCCGCCUCCGCCGCCGCACUCACCUCGGCCGCCGCCUCCGCAGCCGCACUCACCUCGGCUGCCGCCUCCGCCCCCGCCCUCACGUCGGCCACCGCCUCCGCCGACGCACUCAUCUCGGCCACGGCUGCCGCCGCCGUCGAGCUCUCGCCUCGCUCCUCUCUCACCAACGCCGUACCCUCGCUACCGCUCCCCAACCGCCCCUCUCCCUGCGAUGGCCGGAGAGGCGCCGCACCACUUUCCUCCUCCAACGGACAGGCCUUACUGGGUCAAGAGAUUCGGAGAUCUGUUUGUCCCCUUGUCCAGACAGAAGUCAUAUUGGAAUUUUGCUCGGAAAUGGUGAGAGGUGAUGCUUCAUAUAGAAGGGCAUAAUUAUAGCGCUAUCUUUUGCAGGCUUGGCGCAUUGUAAAACAGCACCGGUGCACUCAAAUUUGGCUAGUUUGCCGUUCAAAGGUUUUGAGAAUGCAUUACCUAGAUCUUGUACGGAGAAGAAGGAAUCUCCGAAGUGCGACUUAAAACUGGAUAGAUUAUCGGAAAGUGAGAAGUCAAACUACGACAACCCUAUCAGUGAAUAGCCGAGAUGUUGCAAGUCAAAGAAUCAAGAACAUCACUGCAGCAUCAAGAACGUCACUGACGAAAAAAGAUCAUUGAGAAAUUGGUGAAGAUACAGAAUGAUGGAACGGUGGAGGUGGAUGUUACUUGUAAUGCUCAUGUUGCAUCAGAACUAUUAGAGCUUGAUGCUGUCGAUUAUGCUCCGCUAGAUGCUGAAGAAAUUAAACAAACUCCCUUUGGAUACAGCAAAUCAGUUCCAAGACUGAAGAUUGCAAUGCUUGUAGUUGGAACACGAGGAGAUGUUCAGCCUUUUAUAGCACUUGCCAAGAGACUGCAGGAGUUUGGUCAUCAUGUUAGAUUGGCAACUCAUGUCAACUUCCAUGCUUUCGUCAAGUCAGCUGGUAUUGGCUUUUACCCUUUGGGUGGUGAUCCUCGCAUCAUGGCUGCGUAUAUGGCAAGAAACAAAGGUUUUCUGCUAUCUGGACCAGCAGAAAUUUCUUUACAGCGGAAGCAACUGAAGGAAGUUAUUUAUUCCCUUCUUCCAGCAUGUACAGAACCUGAUUUGGAUUCCGGGGCACCUUUUAGGGCUCAGGCAAUUAUUGCGAAUCCUCCCGCUUAUGGACAUGCACAUGUCGCUGAAGCUCUUGGUGUACCUCUUCACAUCUUCUUUACAAUGCCAUGGACGCCAACUAAUGAGUUCCCACAUCCAUUAGCGCGGGUGCCUCAAAGUGCAGCGUACAGGCUAUCGUAUCUUAUUGUGGACCUGAUAGUCUGGUGGGGCAUUAGGGGAUUCAUAAAUGAGUUCAGAAGAAAGAAGUUAAAAUUGCCUCCUAUUGCAUAUUUUAGUACUUACCAUGGAUCCAUAUCACAUCUACCAACGGGCUACAUGUGGAGCCCACAACUUGUGCAGAAGCCGAGUGACUGGGGUUCUUUAGUGGAUGUAGUUGGAUAUUGUUUUUUGAACCUUGGAACAAAGUAUCAACCACCAAAGGAGCUUGCAGAAUGGAUCCAGCAAGGACCGAAGCCAAUAUAUAUUGGGUUUGGCAGCAUGCCUCUCGAAGAUGAAAGGAAGAUAAUGAUUAUCAUCAUAGGUGCCCUAAAAGAAACAGGACAGAGGGGUAUCAUUGGUCGUGGAUGGGGAGAUCUUGGAAGCUUUUCUGAGGUUCCUGUUGAUGUUUAUCUACUGGAGGAUUGCCCUCAUGACUGGUUGUUUCCUCAUUGCGCUGCAGUGGUUCACCAUGGUGGAGCUGGCACUACAGCUGCAGGGUUGAGAUCUGGGUGUCCUACCACCAUAGUUCCCUUUUUUGGGGAUCAGUAUUUCUGGGGUGAAAGGAUUCAUGCACAAGGAGUGGGACCCAUACCCAUCCCUAUAUCAGAACUGAGUGUUGAACGCCUUGCCAAUGCUAUAAAAUAUAUGCUUGACCCAGAGGUCAAGUCACGUGCAAUGGAAUUAGCAAGAGAAGUACAGAACGAGGAUGGUGUUGCGGCCGCUGUGGAUGCGUUCCACCGUCACUUGCCUCCAGAGUUGCCGCUCCCUCCGACCAUGCUUGAUGAACCUGACAAUCCUAACCCAUUCCAUUGGCUGCUUUCACUUUUUGAGAAAUGUUGUCCUCCAUUCGCCUCAUAGCCGACAUUCUCCAAACGAUAGAAUGUAAAUAGAAUUAUCUUCACUUUUCUCUUAGCCUUCGACAGCCAUCAUUUUCGUUGUAUUUCUUAUUCAUUCUCCUAUGAUAAGGUUAAUAUAAUAAAGGGGUCAUUGUUUGUUUUGAUGCUAUA